Messenger RNA from Megalops cyprinoides (Indo-Pacific tarpon), 7468 nucleotides. Its product is annotated as dedicator of cytokinesis protein 9-like. Gene Ontology annotation, biological process: positive regulation of GTPase activity; small GTPase-mediated signal transduction. The transcript is spliced from 53 exons. The coding region runs from base 152 to 6409 and encodes 2085 amino acids. Lineage: Eukaryota; Metazoa; Chordata; Actinopteri; Elopiformes; Megalopidae. The record is from RefSeq and is a predicted model, not a curated record. Gene Ontology annotation, molecular function: guanyl-nucleotide exchange factor activity.
GAGUGAAGGAAACUGGCUCUGGUGAAAGCCGCAAAGUUUUGCUGCCUGGAUCAGGAGUUGGGCUCCGCUCUUCGGGAUAUGCUGGCUGUAGGGGCAGCCGGGAAUCAGAUCUGUGGGAUAUUGUGAAGGGAUCUCUCUGCAGCAGCUGACAAUGCAAGGAAGGGCUAAUAAAACUCCCAAGAAGGAGCUUGUGAUUGAGUCCCCUCAGCAGUACAGGAGCCUGGCCCUGUCUGAGGCUGAGGUGGACUCAGCACCUCAGGUGGCGGUAAAGCCGAAGGUGAUUGAGCCGCUGGACUAUGAGAACGUGCUGGUUCAGAGGAAGACACAAAUCCUCAGCGAUGUGCUGCGGGACAUGCUGCAGUUUCCCCUGGAGGACUUCCAGAUAUCUACGCUUCGACGCCAAGGAAGGACGCUCUACCCUUCCGUGCCUGAGAACGCAGAGAAGGAGGCACAUAGUCUCUUCGUCCAAGAAUGCAUCAAGACUUACAACUCCGACUGGCACGUUGUUAAUUACAAGUAUGAGGAUUACUCGGGAGACUUCCGACAGCUUCCAAAUAAGGUUUCCCGGCCGGACAAGCUGGCGGCCCAUGUGUUUGAGGUGGAUGAAGAUGUUGACAAAGACGAGGACACAGCGUCUUUGGGCUCACAGAAGGGAGGGGUCACCAAACAGGGCUGGCUCUACAAAGGCAACAUGAACAGUGCCAUCAGUGUGACCAUGAGGUCCUUCAAGAGGAGAUAUUUCCACCUCACCCAGCUGGGAGAUGGCUCCUACAACCUGAAUUUCUACAAGGAUGAGAAGAUCUCCAAAGAGCCCAAAGGAACAAUAUUCCUUGACUCCUGUAUGGGGGUUGUUCAGAACAACAAGGUGCGUCGUUUUGCCUUUGAGCUGAAGAUGCAGGAUAAGAGCACGUACCUGCUGGCUGCGGACAGCGAGGUGGAGAUGGAGGAGUGGAUCAGCACCCUCAACAAGAUCCUCCACAGCAGCUUCGAGAUGGCCAUGCAGGAGAAGAGGAACGGGGACCUGCACGAUGAUGAUGAGCUGGGAAAAGGAGACUGUUCCUCUGGGAGUUUAGACAGUUUUCAGAGCGCAAGGGACAUCGAAUCCAGAAUGAGGAGUGAGACCAGGCUGAAGCUGUUCACGCUGGACCCAGACACACAGAAACUGGACUUCUCAGGAAUGGAGCUGGACAUUAAGCCAUUUGAAGAGAAGUUUGGCAAGCGCAUUUUGGUGAACUGCAAUGACUUGUCCUUCAACCUCCAAAGCUGUGUGGCCGAAAAUGAGGAGGGACCAACUACCAAUGUGGAGCCAUUUUAUGUCACCUUGUCACUUUUUGACAUCCAAAACGGCAGGAAGAUCUCGUCUGACUUCCACGUGGAUCUUAACCACGCCUCUGUCCGGCAGAUGGUGUCCAGUCCCAACAGCCAGCACAUGAACGGGGGCGGAGACACCCUGUCUGGGGGGCAGAGGCUGGUCAACGGGCUGCCAGAGUGCAUGCUGCAGUAUCCCAGACAGGGGGUGUUCUCAGUGACCUGUCCCCACCCGGACAUAUUCCUCGUGGCCCGCAUUGAGAAGGUCUUGCAGGGGGGAAUCACGCACUGUGCCGAACCUUACAUGAAGAACUCAGACGCCACCAAGGCUGCACAGAAGGUGUUGAAAAAUGCCAAACUGGCCUGCAGCCGAUUGGGCCAGUACAGGAUGCCUUUUGCCUGGGCAGCCAGGCCUGUGUUCAAAGACGCAUCGGGGAACCUGGACAAGGCCGCCCGCUUCUCGGCAAUCUACAGGCAGGACAGCAGCAAGCUGUCAAAUGAAGACAUGUUCAAACUCCUGGCGGAUUUCAGAAAGCCAGAAAAGAUGGCCAAGCUUCCUGUCAUCUUAGGAAACCUGGAUGUGACCAUCGACAGCGUUGCUCCAGACUUGACAAACUGCGUCACCUCCUCCUACAUUCCCGUGAGGCAGUUCGAGAACAAUGGGAAGACCAGCGUAUUGUUUGAGUUGGAGGAGUUUGUUCCCUGCAUAGCUAAGUGCUCCCAGCCUUUUACCACCUACAACAACCACCUCUACGUAUACCCCAAGCACCUCAAGUACGACAGCCAAAAGUCUUUUGCCAAGGCGAGGAACAUAGCUGUCUGCAUCGAGUUCAAGGACACCGAUGAGGAGGAGGCUCAGCCGCUCAGGUGUAUCUAUGGUAGACCGGGGGGACCUUUGUUUGUCAAGAGCGCAUUUGCUGCAGUGCUACAUCACCAUCAGAACCCAGAGUUCUAUGAUGAGUUCAAGAUUGAGCUUCCCACCCAGAUCAGCGAGAAACAUCACCUGCUAUUCACCUUCUUCCACAUCAGCUGCGAUAGCAACAGCAAGGCCAGUACCAAGAAGAGGGACCUGGUGGAGACACAAGUGGGCUAUGCCUGGCUCCCCUUGCUGAAGGAUGGCAGGGUCAUCUUGAACGAGCAGCACAUCCCUGUGGCUGCCAACCUGCCUGCAGGCUACCUCAGCUCUCAGGAAGGUGUCGUCAAGCACUCUGGGCCUGAAAUCAAAUGGGUCGAUGGCGGCAAGCCUUUGUUCAAGGUGUCCACACACCUUGUCUCCACUAUCUACACUCAGGAUCAACAUUUGCACAAUUUCUUCCACCACUGUCAGAGCCUGCAGUGCGCGGGCCUGCCAUCAGGAGGGGAGCUGGUCAAGUACCUGAAGAGCCUCCACGCCAUGGAGAGUCAUGUGAUGAUCAACUUCCUGCCUACUGUCCUCAACCAGCUAUUCCGCGUGCUCACCGGUGCCACCCACGAGGACGUGGCAGUCAACGUCACCAGAGUCAUGAUUCACAUAGUCUCCCAGUGCCAUGAGGAGGGGUUAGAGCACUGCCUGCGGUCUUACAUGAAGUAUGUGUUUAAAACGGAGCCGUACACAGCCACCAGCUUGAAGACGGUGCACGAGGAGCUGGCCAAAGCAAUGACUGCCAUCCUCAAGCCUUCCACAGACUUCCUCACCAGCAACAAGCUGCUCAAGUACUCCUGGUAUUUCUUUGAAGCCCUUGUGAAGUCCAUGGCCCAGUACUUGAUUGAAAGCGGCAAGGUCAAGCUGUCCAGGAACCAGCGCUUCUCCGCCUCCUUCCAUCACACGGUGGAGACCCUGGUGAACAUGCUGAUGCCCCACAUCACACAGAAGUACAAGGACAACCUGGAUGCUGCCAGGAACGCCAACCACAGCCUGGCUGUCUUCAUCAAGCGCUGUUUCACCUUCAUGGACAGAGGCUUUGUCUUCAAGCAGAUUAACAAUUACAUCAACUGCUUUGUGCCUGGGGACUCCAAGACUCUGUACGAGUUUAAAUUCGAGUUCCUGCGCGUGGUGUGUAACCACGAGCACUACAUUCCUCUCAACCUGCCGAUGCCUUUUGGAAAGGGAAGAAUACAGAGGUUUCAAGACCUGCAGCUGGACUACUCGCUGACAGAUGACUUCUGUAAAAACCACUUCCUGGUGGGACUGCUGCUCAGGGAGGUGGGCAGCGCCCUGCAGGAGUUCAGAGAGAUCCGGCAGAUCGCCAUUCAGGUCCUUAAGAACCUGAUGGUGAAGCACACCUUCGACGACAGAUAUACCUCCAAGAGCCAACAGGCCAGGCUUGCCACCCUCUACCUGCCUCUCUUUGGUUUGCUGCAAGAGAACGUGCAAAGGCUCAAUGUGAAAGAAGUCUCACCUUUCACCAUCAACCAUUCAAACAAUAAUGGGAGAGAUGACCCUUUCUUGGGUAACUCCAUGGUGACACCACAGAAGCCAGGAAAUAGCAUGGACAACAGCCUGCACAAGGAUGUGUUUGGAGUCAUCUCUGGCACAGCAUCGCCUCACGCCUCCUCAACCCCCAACAUCAACGCCGUGCGCCACGCUGACUCGCGGGGCUCCCUCAUCAGCACCGACUCCGGAAACAGCCUUCCCGAGAAGAGCAGUGACAAGACCAACUCCCUGGACAAGAACCAGCCCGCCUCAGCUCUGGGAAGCACGAUCCUGCGCUGUGACAAACUGGACCAGGCCGAGAUCAAGAGCCUGCUCAUGUGCUUCCUGCACGUGCUCAAGAGCAUGUCCGAGGAUGCUCUGUUCACUUACUGGAACAAGGCCAGCUCAGCUGAACUGAUGGACUUCUUCAUACUCAUAGAGGUGUGUCUCCAUCAGUUCAGAUACAUGGGGAAGCGAUACUUUGCCAGGAACCAGGAAGGGGCGGGACCCGUAGCACAUGAGCGGAAGUCUCAGACUCUGCCUGUGUCCCGUAACAGGGCGGGAAUGAUGCAUGCCCGCUUACAGCAGCUCAGCAGCCUGGAUAACUCUUACACUUUUAACCACACCUACACCCACUCUGAGGCUGACGUGCUGAACCAGUCUCUCCUGGAGGGCAACAUCGCCACCGAGGUGUGCCUGACUGUGCUGGACACCCUCAGCAUUUUCAUCACGGGAUUCAGGAAUCAGCUGUGCGCUGACCAUGGCCAUAACCCCCUGAUGAAGAAGGUGUUUGAGGUCCACCUCUGCUUCCUUCAGAUCAACCAGUCUGAGACUGCCCUCAAGCAGGUCUUUACCUCUCUGCGUACCUUCAUUUACAAGUUCCCCUGCACCUUCUUCGAGGGUCGCGCCGACAUGUGCGCCUCCUUCUGCUACGAGAUCCUGAAGUGCUGCAACUCCAAGCUGAGCUCCAUCCGCAACGACGCCGCCCACCUGCUCUACUUCCUCAUGAAGAGCAACUUCGACUACACCGGGCGCAAGUCCUUUGUCCGCACACACCUGCAGGUGGUGAUUGCAGUCAGUCAGCUAAUCGCAGAUGUCAUUGGAAUCGGAGGAACACGCUUCCAGCAGUCUCUGUCCAUCAUCAACAACUGUGCCAACAGCGACAAGACCAUCAAGAAUACAGCCUUCCCAUCAGACGUGAAGGACCUGACCAAGAGGAUCCGCACGGUGCUGAUGGCCACGGCGCAGAUGAAGGAGCACGAGAGGGACCCGGAGAUGCUGGUGGACCUGCAGUACAGCCUGGCCAAGUCCUACGCCAGCACCCCGGAGCUGCGCAAGACCUGGCUGGACAGCAUGGCCCGCAUCCACGUCAAGAACGGGGACUUGUCUGAGGCAGCGAUGUGCUACGUGCAUGUGGCAGCACUGGUAGCAGAAUACCUGAGAAGAAAAGGCAUGUUCAAGCAGGGCUGCUCAGCGUUUCGAGUGGUCACGCCCAACAUUGACGAGGAGGUGUCCAUGAUGGAGGAUGUAGGCAUGCAGGACGUCCACUUUAAUGAGGAUGUACUCAUGGAGCUGCUAGAGGAGUGUGCGGACGGACUGUGGAAGGCUGAGCGCUACGAGCUCAUCUCUGACAUCUACAAACUCAUUAUCCCCAUCUACGAAAAGCGCAGAGACUUUGAGAAACUGGCACACCUGUACGACACACUGCAUCGUGCCUACAGCAAGGUGACAGAGGUCAUGCACACUGGAAAGAGGCUGCUGGGUACCUACUUCAGAGUGGCGUUCUUUGGCCAGGGCUUCUUUGAGGAUGAGGACGGGAAAGAAUAUAUCUACAAAGAGCCCAAAUUCACCCCCCUUUCCGAGAUUUCCCAGCGGCUGCUCAAGCUCUACUCUGAUAAGUUUGGCCCGGAGAACGUGAAGAUGAUCCAGGACUCUGGGAAGAUAAACCCAAAAGAUCUGGACUCCAAAUAUGCCUACAUCCAAGUGACCCACGUGACCCCGUUCCUGGAGGAAAGAGAGCUGGUGGACAGGAAGACGGACUUCGAGAGGAGCCAUAACAUCCGUCGCUUUGUGUUCGAGAUGCCGUUUACCGUGUCGGGCAAGAAGCAGGGCGGGGUGGAGGAGCAGUGCAAACGCAGGACCAUCCUGACCACGACACACUGUUUCCCUUAUGUGAAGAAGCGCAUCGCUGUGAUGUACCAGCACCACACAGACCUGAACCCCAUUGAGGUGGCCAUCGACGAGAUGAGCAAGAAGGUGGCAGAGCUGCGGCAGCUCUGCUCUGCCAGCGAGGUGGACAUGAUCCGCCUGCAACUCAAACUGCAGGGCAGCAUCAGCGUCCAGGUAAAUGCUGGUCCGCUUGCUUAUGCAAGGGCUUUCCUGGAUGAUGCCAAUGCCAAGAAAUACCCUGACAACAAGGUGAAGCAGCUGAAAGAGGUCUUCAGGCAAUUUGUGGAUGCCUGUGGCCAAGGCUUGAACAUCAAUGAGCGACUGAUUAAAGAGGACCAGCAGGAGUACCAUGAUGAGAUGAAGGCGAAUUACAGGGACCUGGCCAGAGAGCUGUCUGCCAUUAUGCAUGAGCCGAUAAUCCCGGUAGAGGAUGGCAUGAAGAACGCAUUGCCAGACUCUCUGCACAUCUUCAACGCCAUCAGUGGCACGCCCACCAGCACCACCAUCCAGGGAAUCCCCAGCUCCUCCUCUGUAGUGUGAGGCAAACACACACACACACACACACACACACAGAUCUGCAUCACUACUGACGUGAGGUCACUUACCUGCUAGUGGUGGAGAAAACGCUUGACUCAGUAAUAACGUGAUUGGCAGGGCCACAAUGCAGAUGUUUUUUUCCCCAUCCAAUAACAGCACACAUAGAGCUCCCUCUUUGGUGGAUGUGCACGUAUUUGCCCAGGAAGAGAUGGGGGUAAAGGGAUUGCACAAGCAAAAGCAAACUGAUUCAGAGGUGUUCAAUGUCAAAAUAUGACCCAUACCUUCUCCAGCAAUUUAGAGGCGUUUAAUGGUGAAAUAUGAUCCAUACCUUCUCCGUCCUGGACUGUAUCUGGGUGUCGAAUGUAAUGUUUCCUGUGGAGACGUCCCAAUGGGGAUUCUUAAGCAAAAAAAGAACCCCUUGUGCAUUUAAUUAUUUCCCUGGAUCUAUCUGAUAGAUACUUUUUCUUUGUUUGUGUGUCUGUUUUUAUUUACAGGUUCUUAACUCUUGUCAAUAAUUUUGUAUGUACAGUAUUCGGGUGUGUGAUAAAUGUCUGCUCUGGAGUCCACUCUGUGAGCUUUCAGUGAGUAAUAUUUGUUGCACAGUAUAUAUUGGCAUAUUCAUCUCUCUGCGUGAAGACUGUUAAAUUCCUACACAAAUGCGUCUUAUUUUAAAGAGAUUAUCCUACGACCACUUUAGCCUUCUGCUCUGUAUAUUUCAAUGUCUUAGACUGAGGACAUUUUAGAGAAAACAUUUACGGUCAUUGCACAGCUGUAUCCUGUGUUCAUCCUUGUACAUAAAAAAGGAGUGCAAUAUUUUGUCUUUUUGGGAGGUGUCUUGCUGUGUUCGGUUCAUACACUGUAAAGAUGAUAUUCAUCCUUCUUGCCAAAGCAAUGGGGUGUAGAACCAGUAACAGUGUGUACUGUGGAAGAGGUGGUUGUAAUAUGAAGCUUUUACCAUUUUUGAUGUUUGUUUCAUUUUUAUUGAAAUCAUUUUAUAUUUGGGAAGUAAAGGGGUUUUUAAUUUUUAUUUAAUAUAAAGUCACUGUCUGUAUUUAAAUUGAA